Molecule: messenger RNA, 768 nt
Organism: Prunus armeniaca (apricot)
Lineage: Eukaryota; Viridiplantae; Streptophyta; Magnoliopsida; Rosales; Rosaceae
Source: the annotation of a GenBank genome assembly
AUGUUGUUCAUUGAUGGUACAUUCAUCACAAACAAGUACAUGAGUACUCUUCUAGGAGCUACUGCAAAAAUAGAAAUAAAGAAGUAUUCCCUUUUGCCUUUGCAAUUGUAUCCGGUGAAACUGUGGACAAUUGCAGGUGGUUUAUGCAAAAGAUAUCUGAAGUCUUGGUGGAUGAAGUUGUAUGCACCGACUGUUGAGGAAUAUCAAGAUACGUUGAAAAAAUUAAGAGAUGAUGGUGGUUCAGCAAUAAUUGAUAAGUUUUUGGCUGAUCUCCCUGUCCAAAAUUUUGCUAAUGCAUUUUUUCUGGGAAAGAGGUAUGGGGAGGUUAGUAAUGCCUUGUCCGAGUCGUUUAAUUCAUGGGUUAAGGAUGUGCGUAGGCUUCCAAUUUAUGAGAUGAUUGACACUAUUAGGAUCAAAAUGAUAGAGAUGAUUUCUAGGAGGAAGCUUGCAUCCGAGAAAUGGUGUAGUGUUUUGUGUCCUGUUAUUGAGGAUGAGUUGAAGAAUUUAGCUGCAAAGGGUCAUCAUUGGAGGAUAUGUCGCGCGAGUGAAUCUAUAUUUGAAGUUCAUGCUGAUUUGAGUGUUAUGCAUGCGAUUCAAGUUAUCCAACAUUCCGAGUUAUGUUUGUACAACUUUGUUGAUGAGUAUUACAAGGCAGACUUUUAUAGGGGUACUUAUGCGACCGCAAUAUUUCUCAUACCUGAUAUUGAGAAGCCUCCUCCUGAAGAUGUUUUCCUUCUACCUCCUCAUACAAGAAAGCCUCCGGGAUGA